Messenger RNA from Babesia bovis T2Bo, 810 nucleotides. RefSeq lists its product as uncharacterized. NCBI's taxonomy places the organism in Eukaryota, Apicomplexa, Aconoidasida, Piroplasmida, Babesiidae. The record is from RefSeq and is a predicted model, not a curated record. The transcript has a single exon. Bases 26 to 790 code for a protein of 254 amino acids.
ACAUAACAAAUCACUAUCUAGUACAAUGCCACGUUCAGACUAUAGAAGUAGCUCUCGCAAAUAUCGCAGCAUAUCGCAUGAUAGAGGCUAUCAAUCCCGGGAGAGGUAUAGAAAGGAUGACCGGGCUGGUUACCGCCGGCGUCGAUCUCCGUCUUCCGAUAGCUCAUAUGUUUCUCGCAGAGUAUCAAGGUCUCGAGUAUCACACGAGAGGCGGAGAAGUGAUUCAUCACCUAGGUAUAGUCACGAUCGCAGUCGAUCCCGUGAAGUUAUAAGUCGAAGAAUCCAUCGCCGAAGGCAUUCUUCACGUGAUAGCCACUCACUGUCGCCUAGACCACAUCGUUCGAGGCGCAGAGAUGGUAUCGAUAAGGAACCCGAUAAUGCACGUUACAGCAAACCAAGUGGUAGUCAACAUGAACAAGCAGUGGAAACUGCAUCCGAUUCAUGCCCCAAUACACUGCAAUCUGAUACCGCUGCUAUGCUGAGGUCAACGCUUGGUAACAGUACCGAUAUAACACUGGACUCAUUGAAUAGUGAAUUCCGGGAGAUGAACUAUUCGCGUGCGUAUGGCAUCGACAUUUCAGGUUUUGUUGGUGUCCAAUCUGAGGUACUUAAGGUAGAUAUCCCUACAGAACAGAAACCUUUAUCUAACUACGAACGGCGUCAGCAGCGCAAGGAGGAGAUAUUGAAACACCCAGAUCGCUUUUGGAAGUGCAAGCGCUGUGGAUACAUGAACUACUUAUCGAACUACGAGUGCACUGGAUGCCAACAAUUACGGAAUGCCAAUCGUUAGUUAAAACAGUUGAUUGGCGG